AUGUUCCGAUUCGCGCUCGUUUCACUUGUUUUCCUCGUUGCUUCCCAUGCCGAUAGCUUUUCCAACGAAACAAAAUACCGUGAGUUGAAAUCAGAUAUAUUCUGGACUAGUUCAGAAGAUUUCGAACAGUUCGAACUGAAAAAAUCUUAAAGAUGACGGUCGACUUUGGGACGUAAUCGUCGAGACUUGCGACACUGAAGGAGCUGGAACUGACGCCUCUGUGUACCUCAAGAUUUUCUACGAGUCAGGACAUGACUCUGAAGUUUUCAACCUCGAUAAUCCGAGCAGGUAGUGCUGCAAAAAAAUUGAUAACGUAUUAUUUCACAAUCCUCUGUCCAAUGCUUCCUUUUUAAUGAAGACUUAUAAGACCUAUACUAAAACUAAAUGAAGUUUUCAUGAUUUUUUUUUGAACAACUCCCGUAUAUGACGUACUACUGAGCCAGUUUUCAAGAACCUUUCUGAAAACUUAGUCCAUUCAAGGUUUUUGCACUCUAAUAGUUUCGAGGGACGACUUCGAACGUGGGACUCGAGAUCAUUUCAAGCUGUACUUCAAACAAAGUGACAUCGUCAAUAUGGGCUUGUUCUGGUGGCCUGGUUUCAGUAUUUACCAGUCUUGGUGUGUAAAUUGGGUGAGAAAAUAGUCUAUUUUCGUGUAAUAGGAAAUUUCCAGGUCCUUCUUCUGAAUUCUGACAUAGAAGCUUGUUUCGAAGGCAUUUUCGAAAAAUGGAUUCUGCACUACAGGUUUGAAAAUUAGGCAUUCAAGUUCCGAAUAUUCUCAAAAUAGAGACCCUCCGACGUACGCCACAAAAUUUCAUCGACUCAAAUUCGCUGACUGCGUUCAUCCGGGUCCUGCACAAGCCAAAAGACGUUCCUACCUUCGCUACGAUGAUGUGAUCCGAAACUCAGGCGGAUCUUGA
This is a messenger RNA of Caenorhabditis auriculariae, 917 nucleotides long. The record is from the annotation of a GenBank genome assembly. Lineage: Eukaryota; Metazoa; Nematoda; Chromadorea; Rhabditida; Rhabditidae.